CACCUUUUUCUUUCUCAGGUUGAGCAAGUGAAAUUACUUGACCGAUUCAGUAGCAGCAACAAGGCACUGACAGGGACCCUGUACCUCACGGCCACACAUCUGUUGUUCAUAGACUCUCACCAGAAAGAAACCUGGAUCUUGCACCACCACAUUGCCUCGGUGGAGAAGCUGGCUCUGACGACGUCGGGGUGCCCACUGGUGAUUCAGUGCAAGAACUUCCGGACUGUGCAUUUCAUCGUUCCCAGAGAAAGAGAUUGCCACGACAUCUACAACUCUCUACUACAGCUGUCAAAGCAAGCAAAAUAUGAAGACCUCUACGCAUUCUCUUAUAACCCCAAACAAAACGAUUCAGAAAGACGGCGAGGCUGGCAGCUCAUUGACCUUGCGGAGGAGUAUCAGAGGAUGGGGGUGCCGAAUUCAAACUGGCAGCUGUCUGACGCCAACAGGGAUUACAAGAUUUGCGAAACUUACCCCAAAGAGCUUUAUGUUCCCCGAAUAGCAAGCAAGCCAAUAAUUGUUGGUAGUUCCAAGUUCCGGAGCAAGGGGCGGUUCCCUGUUCUUUCCUACUAUCAUCAGAGUAAGGAGGCUGCCAUUUGUCGAUGUAGUCAGCCACUGUCAGGAUUCAGUGCCCGGUGCCUGGAGGACGAGCAUUUGCUUCAGGCCAUCAGCAAAGCCAACCCAGCCAACCGCUACAUGUACGUCGUGGACACCAGGCCCCGGCUGAAUGCCAUGGCCAACAGAGCAGCUGGAAAAGGUUAUGAAAAUGAAGACAACUACUCUAAUAUUAGGUUUCAGUUUGUUGGGAUUGAAAACAUUCACGUCAUGCGGUCCAGCCUUCAGAGACUGUUGGAAGUCAGCGGCACCAGAGGGCUGUCUGUCGGCGACCUCUACUCCGGCCUGCAGAGCUCGGGGUGGCUCCGCCACGUCCAGGCCGUCCUGGGCGCCGCAGUCGUCUUAGCCAAGGCGGUAACGACCGAGAGCGCCAGUGUGUUGGUCCAUUGCUCUGAUGGCUGGGACAGGACCUCCCAGGUUUGCUCCCUGGGCUCCCUCCUGCUGGAUCCCUACUACAGGACAGUCAGAGGAUUCAUGGUUUUAAUAGAAAAGGAUUGGAUCUCCUUUGGACAUAAGUUUUCAGAGAGGUGUGGCCAUCUGGACGGGGACCCCAAAGAAGUCUCCCCGGUGUUCACUCAGUUCUUGGAAUGCGUGUGGCAUCUGACCGAACAGUUUCCACAAGCCUUCGAAUUCAAUGAAGCGUUUCUUCUUCAGAUCCACGAACAUAUUCAUUCAUGCCAAUUUGGAAACUUUAUUGGAAACUGUCAGAAGGAAAGAGAAGAACUCAAGCUGAAGGAGAAGACGUACUCGCUGUGGCCGUUUCUGUUGGAAGAUCGAGAGAAGUACUUAAAUCCUCUCUACCGGCCCCAGGCUCAGGAAUUUGCAGUUUUGGAACCAAAUACAGUGUCUUUCAAUUUCAAGUUUUGGAGAAACAUGUACCACCAGUUUGAUCGAACUUUGCAUCCUAGGCAGUCUGUAUUUAAUAUAGUUGUGAAUAUGAAUGAGCAAAAUAAACAGUUGGAGAACGACAUUAAGGACUUAGAAUCUCAAAUUAAGAAACGUAAAAAUAAGCAAGCAGAUGGAGUUCUCACCAAGGAAUUGUUAAAUUCAGUUCGUCCUGAAUCACCUAUGCUCAAAACUUCCUUGUGUUUUAAGGAGCAGACGCUGCUCCCCGGGAAUGAUGCUCUUCGAACUAUAGACAGCAGCAACCCAGCGGAUAAUCGGUACAGCGAAUACGCCGAGGAGUUUUCCAAGCCGGACCCCGCCGUGGUCAGCCUGGAGUACGGCGUGGCGAGGAUGACCUGUUAGGCGCGGGCGGUGCUGCCUGCACUGGCUGCCGUGCAGGAAGCGGGUCACCGUGCGGCUGGUCCGUGUGUGGGACCGAAAGUGCUCUCAGAGUGUCCCGGUGGGUUAGCAGCUGGAGAGAGGCCGGUACCUGCUCUGGUGAGAGAAGUCAGGCAGUUUAGCUGCGUUUCUAGCAAGAUGUGAAUGACUAACAGUUCUUGAAGAAACGAGUGGUAUCGGCCCAUUUACUCCACACACGGUCCAUACUGUACUGGUGAAUUGACAUGUCUGUGAUUUACAUGGUAACCACAGCCAAACACGAAUAGCCUUCCUUAAGGAUAAUUUGAUUGCCAAAAACAAAACUGGCAAAGUGGUCCCUUAUUUAAUAGCUGCCACGGCAUGUACUUUCCGUUCUGUGACUGUAACUAUGGCUAUUUACAUAUUUUGCCUGUUAGUGAUGUUCAAAGUUGAAGUGCCAUGAAAAAUAUUUCUAAGAAAGCCUUAAACUCGCAGUUUAUUCAUUACAUUGCUCUUAAGUUCCGUUGCCUAGAGCAAGGCGGUUUGCCUUGUGUUGCCUUGGGUCAGCCUUGUGUUGCCUGUGAAGACCUGCUCAGCCCUGCAGGAGCUGCCCGCCCGGCGCGCGUGCGCAGACGGUUGUAGGACUGCUGAACUGCUGGGCCUUAUUUUGUGGUCGGCUUUAUUCCUUUGAUAACUGUGUAAGUUUAAAAAGCUAAAGCUCUGAACUGUUCUUACAAACAAUGAAUAGUACAUAUACGUAUAUUUUAAAAUGGUUUCAUGUCUCAUUGAGUUGCUCUUCCUAGAAUAAACUUUGUUUACCCAAGAAUUUUGGGGUUAAGAAAAAGAGAAUCUAGAGAGUUUAGAUUUUGCUUGGUUGCAUGAAGUUUUCUCUGGAACAUUUUUUUCUUUUCUGUUAACAAAGAAGAAGAAAGAAAAUUUAAGGAUAGCCUAAUACAAAGUUAACAUGUAACAGAAAUUUAAGUGCCAGGGAGAGUUUCAUUUUGCCGUGUUGUGUUAACUCUUUAUUCUCUGUACUAGUAUGUGUUAUUAAAUUACCAAAAAAAAAAAAAAAAGAUAAAAAAGUCACUUUCCAUUGACAGUAUCACCCAGCUGGCUUUAAAUGGACCAUUUAACAUGGGUGGCACGAGAUAUACAGUUCAAGGACACCAGGAACUCUGCAAAGGGUCCCUUAUGCUUUUUGUUACGCCUGUAUCUGUUAGACUAGUUUUGAGCAGAAACAGAUAUCUUUUACAAAUAGAAAAAAAAACUUUAUUGUAUGAGCUUAUCUAAUGGUAUUUAUUUUUCCAGUGCUUUUCUGUAAUGCAUUAUGUAAUAAGAAAAAUACUUCUUUUUAAACAGUAACAGAAAUGCACUAUAAAACAUAGUUUGUGAUUCAGCCAAGUCUAUUUCCACAUUUAGGCACUGGGACGGGAAACUUGACCUUCGUGAGCACAGAGGGAAGCUGUUGUGCCUUGUUACUUGUUUCCAGUUACUGAUUGUGAUUCUAGAAUCUUCUGUGGCAGACGUCUUAUAUUCAGCUCUUGGGUUUAUUAUCUUAAUCUUCAACUUGAGGCCUGGAUACAUGUGUUUAUGUGCUCACACAUGGACUGGGAAACCACUUAACAUGCCAAGUGACCUGCGGGGUAUAUAGUUGGCAAAAAGCAGACUCUGUGUGUGCCUUAUGAGGCUGGGUUUAUGUCCGUGUGUCGGGGUGUGUGGCAUAUACAUUAUUACAUAUAUUAUUUAAAAGGCCAUUACAUGUCUGUGUUUUACUUUGAAUUUGUUUUUUAAAAAACAAACGGGAUCCGGUUGUGGUGGGGCUUUCCCUCCUGUGAGCGCGUGGAGCUGCGCACCCCUGUCAUCACACCCUGAGGUUUGAGCAGCUCGGUUUGCAAAAGGGUGCUCAUGAAUAGCAGUUGUUCUGUACAAAAGUGUUCACGGGGGCGUCGUGGGCUCGGGUUCAGCAGAUGCAUUGGUGUCGUCACGUUUUCCUUUUGAUCCUGUCGCUUCCUGGCCUUAGUCAGCAUUUCACUGAGCCCUUACCGGCUUGUUGGUGGAGGGCGGUGUCCCGUGGGUGGGCCCAUCUACGGUGAACCGACCCUCCAGGGGCAGAGCUGAGUGUGAACCAGGGAGGAUGACUGGCAGAGAAGAGUAACUUUAUUUGGGGUAUUUUGAGCAGGUUCAUUAGGCUCAAAGUAGCUCAGGGAAUCUUGUCUAAAUAAAGGGAGUGGGAAGGCCUUUUUUAAAAAUAUUUAAUUGGUAGGGGGCAGGUGUGGGAUAAUGUCAGGUUAACCUCUUUUUUUUUUUAAGACUAUUCUUUUUAGAGCAGUUGUAGGUUCAUAGCAAAGUUGGAGGGAAGGUCCAGAGAUGUCCUGUGUACCCCCUGCCCCACACACGCACAGCCCUCCCCACUCAGCGUCCCCCACCAGACGGUACAUUCGUUACAGCUGAUGAACUUCCAGUGACAGGUCAGUCACCCAAGUCCAUCAUUUACCUUAGGGCUCACGCUUGGUGGUGUACAUUCUGUGGGCUUGGACAAAAGCACGUGGCCUUUACAGCGUCAUACAGUGUUUUCACUGCCCUAAAAAUCCUCUGAGCUCCGCCUGUCAGUCUUUCCCUUCCCCCAGCCCUUGGCAACCGCUGAUCUUUUCACUGUCUGCAGAGGUCUCCCACUUGCAGAGUGUCAUGUAGCAGGAGUCACGGCAUGUGUCACCUUUCAGAUUGCCGGCUUUCACUUAGUAAUAUACAUUUAGAGGUCUUCCGUAUUUUCUCGUGGCUUGAUAGCUCUUUCGUUUUAGCGCUGAGUAAUAUUCCAUUGUCUGGAUGUACCUCAGUUUAUUUAUCCCCUCACCUAUUGUAGCACAUUUGGGUUGCCUCCAGGUUGGCAGGGUUGGCAAUUAUGAAUAAAGUUGCUAUAAACAUCUGUGUGCAGGUUUUUGUGGAGAUGGUUUUCAGAUCUUUUUGGUAAAUACCAAGGAGCACGAUUGCUGGCUUCCAUGGUAAGAGUAUGUUCAGUUUGGUAAGAAACCAAUCUGUCUUCCAGAGUGGCUGCACCAUGUGCAUUCCCACCAGCAACGGGUGAGACCCUGCAGCUCCAUAUCCUUACCCGUGUUCGGUGGUGGCAGUGAUCCGAAGUUGGGCCUUUCUUGUACAUAUAACAUAACCAGCCCUUUUUGACUUUUUUGUCUUGUGCAGAAGGUCAGUUUCAGAAUUCUGGACAGUUUCAGGCUGGCUGUCUAAGUUGGAUGAAAUGCCUGUGGCCAUCUGUAGAACUAUACAGAGCAUUUGCAGAUUGUCAGUGACAUUGAUCCAUUUUCAUUACCUGGGGUUUAGCUGUUUUGUUGGCUCUUCUGUGCAUUAGUCCAGUUGGCAUUAGCAUAUCUUGAUUAGUUAAAUAAAGUGUAUUUUAAAAAUAUAUAUAACUAAGCUUUUAGGAACCUAUAUCUAGAGAAGAGGCAGCCUGUAAUUUAGAAUGAUUAUCUCAAAAAGUAUGUAUUAUUGUGCUUGCUAUCUUGUAAAAAAAUAAAUGCAGAGACAAUUUUA
This is a messenger RNA of Vicugna pacos (alpaca), 5397 nucleotides long. The record is from RefSeq and is a predicted model, not a curated record. Lineage: Eukaryota; Metazoa; Chordata; Mammalia; Artiodactyla; Camelidae.